Molecule: messenger RNA, 981 nt
Organism: Parastagonospora nodorum SN15
Lineage: Eukaryota; Fungi; Ascomycota; Dothideomycetes; Pleosporales; Phaeosphaeriaceae
Exons: 2
Coding region: 1-981 (326 amino acids)
Biological process (GO): butanediol biosynthetic process
Cellular component (GO): cytoplasm
Molecular function (GO): (R,R)-butanediol dehydrogenase activity
Source: RefSeq, a predicted model, not a curated record
AUGACUUCCUCAGAAACUUUCCAGCCUCCUCCAGAUGGCGAUGGAACGAUGAAUGCGAUCCGAUUCCACGGCAAAAAUGAUCUUCGAUACGAAAAGAUUCCGAUCCCAGAAGCGAAAGCAGGACAAGUCAAAGUCAAGCCGGCGUGGGUGGGAAUCUGUGGAACAGCCUACAAGCCCGGCGAUCGUGUCGUCGUCCAGCCCAUCAUCUACGACGGCACAUGCGGCGCCUGUGAAGAAGGACUCCAAAAUUGCUGUUGGCAGAACGGCUUCGUUGGACUGUCAGGCUGGGGAGGCGGCCUCGCGGACCACAUUGUCGUUCCUGAGUCAACUCUCUACCACCUACCUGACAAUGUACCCUUGGAGAUCGGUGCGCUAGUCGAGCCACUGGCGGUGGGAUGGCAUGCAGUGAAGGUCAGUCCAUUCAAGAAGGACGAUACGGCAUUAAUACUCGGCGGCGGACCUAUUGGAAUCAGUACCAUCCUGGCGUUGAAGGCCAACGGAUGUAAAAACAUCAUCGUCUCCGAAGUCAGCAAGAAACGCCAGGAAUUCGCGAAGAAAUUUGGCGCACACCACAUUAUUGAUCCCACGAAAGAAGACAUGAUUGCGCGAACUCGUAAGCUCACCGACAAUAAAGGCGCACACGUUACGUUCGACUGCGCCGGCGUACAGGCUGCGCUCGAUCAAGCCGUCCACGCAACCCGCGCACGAGGGUGUAUCGUCAACAUUGCGAUCUGGGAAAAGCCAUGCACAAUCAACACCAAUGAUUUCAACUUCAAGGAGAGGAUGUACAUGGGCAUCGCAACGUACGCGGUGGGCGAUUUCCAAGAAGUGCUAGAUGCGCUGUCCAACGGAAGCAUGCAGCCGCACGCGAUGAUUACCCAGAAGAUCAAGCUGACGGAGGUGGAGGAGAAGGGGUUCAAGAGUUUGAUACAUGACAAGGAUAAUCAGGUCAAGAUCUUGGUGGAGGUCGGCGGUGGGUAG